Messenger RNA from Cyprinodon tularosa, 4538 nucleotides. It is a transcript of the gene calcrla, whose product is annotated as calcitonin receptor-like a. NCBI's taxonomy places the organism in Eukaryota, Metazoa, Chordata, Actinopteri, Cyprinodontiformes, Cyprinodontidae. Gene Ontology annotation, cellular component: plasma membrane. Gene Ontology annotation, molecular function: calcitonin gene-related peptide receptor activity; calcitonin receptor activity; adrenomedullin receptor activity. The transcript has 13 exons. The record is from RefSeq and is a predicted model, not a curated record. Gene Ontology annotation, biological process: adenylate cyclase-activating G protein-coupled receptor signaling pathway; cell surface receptor signaling pathway; angiogenesis. The coding region runs from base 261 to 1697 and encodes 478 amino acids.
AAGUGUCCACUCUGCUCGCAGCUCCUCAGCUGUGGGUUCUCCACUCCACUCCACUCCACGGUGAUGUAACAGGAAGCAGUGGGCUGACUUCCAACGUCAAGCUGAAGCCGCCUGAGCUGCGCGCAUAGAGCCGCGGAGGUCCGCUGUGUUUGGAUCACCGAGCCGAGCAGGAACCGAACCGAACCCUGAGCAGAACCAGAGGACUGGAGCGCGUGCUGGAUCUCUGUUUCUGAUCUGAAACUGUUGAAGUGUUACUUGACAUGGCUGAAAGGAAGAUGGGCGGCUUCGGGUGGAGCUGGAUGGUCACGCUCAUGCUUUUGUGCAAUUUAACAAAGUUCCUUGGUAGGGCCAGCAUGGAGGUUAACGAAAGUCAGCAAGAGCAUCCUAACAACGUCUACCAUGACAUUGGAAUCACCAGAAACAAGAUAGUUACGGCCCAGUUUGAAUGCUACCAGAAGAUCAUGAAAGACGACACAAACGGCAGACAAGAAUCCAUGUGUAAUCGGACUUGGGAUGGAUGGCUGUGUUGGGACGACACCGAAGCAGGAGUUACAUCGGAGCAGCACUGCCCCGACUACUUCCAGGAUUUUGAUCCCUCUGAAAUGGUGACAAAGAUUUGCACGGAAAGUGGGCAGUGGUUUGUGCAUCCCUUCAGCAACCGGACAUGGAGCAACUACACACGCUGCACCGAGCACACCAAUGAAGGCAUGAUGACGGCGAUGAAUCAUUUCUACUUAACCCUCAUAGGACAUGGACUCUCUCUGGUUUCCCUCCUUAUCUCUCUGGCUAUAUUCUUUCAUUUCAAAAGUCUGAGUUGCCAGAGGAUUACUCUUCACAAGAACCUCUUCUUCUCCUUUGUUCUGAACUCUGUAAUCACUAUCAUUUGGCUGACCGCAGUGGCAAACAACCAGGAGCUGUUGCAAAGAAAUCCAGUCAGCUGUAAAGUGUCCCAGUUUAUCCACCUCUACCUGUUUGGUUGUAAUUACUUCUGGAUGCUCUGUGAGGGGAUUUAUCUGCACACUCUCAUCGUCGUGGCUGUGUUUGCUGAGAAGCAGCACUUGAUGUGGUAUUAUCUGCUAGGAUGGGGCUUUCCUCUUAUUCCUGCCUCCAUUCAUGCUAUUGCUCGGAGUUACUACUACAACGACAACUGCUGGAUUAGCUCCAAGACAUCGCUGCUCUACAUCAUCCAUGGUCCCAUAUGUGCUGCUCUCUUGGUCAACUUGUUCUUUCUGCUAAACAUCGUCCGAGUUCUCAUCACCAAGCUGAAGGUGACGCAUCAGGCAGAGUCCAGUCUCUACAUGAAGGCAGUUAGAGCCACUCUCAUCUUGGUUCCUCUGUUGGGAAUUGAGUUUGUUCUGCUUCCUUACAAGCCGGAGGGACGGGUCUCCUCUGAAAUUUACGACUACCUUAUGCACAUACUAAUGCAUUACCAGGGUCUGCUUGUGGCAACCAUCUUCUGCUUCUUCAAUGGAGAAGUCCAAGCGGUUCUGAGGCGGCACUGGAACCAGCACCACAUCCAGUUUGGCAGCAGCAUUGGGAACCACUCGGACGCCCUGCGCUCAGCCUCCUACACGGCCUCCUCCAUCAUCGAGGUGCAGGGCUGCUACACCAUCGAUGGUCACACGGAACACAUGAACGGAAAGGGCUUCCACGACACAGACGCUUCCAUGCUGAAGUCGGACAGCACCUUCGCCUGACAACCAGGCCCUUUCUGACUCUACCCAUCCCUCCAAUUUCUUAACAUCUGCAUCAUUCAUGGAGAAGAGGGGAACUCUGACCGGACGGUGUCAGGAAGUGUGUAGAAAAGGAUUCAGAGUGUCACAAACAUUAAGGAAACGCUCACUUGUCUGCCUCUCCGGAGGUCGGUGAGCUCUGCACAGCUUCUCUUCCACUGUUCUGCUGACGUGUCGGUCGUUCCACCUGGACUCUCACAUUCUACUAUUCCUGAUACAAAAGUUUUUAAACUAAUGCAUAAGGACUGCUGGUUUAUGCUUCUGGCACCAUGUUGUGGACAAAAGCCCUUCGUUUAGACUGUAAAAACCCUUUUAAAGAGACAGUGCCAAACCCGUCUUUCCAAUACAGCCGCUCUCCUUACGUUUAUCCAAGAAAUGACGAAGAUAUAACAUUAAAUCAUAAUAUAUAUAUUAAAGAUACACCAUAUUGUUUAUCAUGGUUUUAUCUAAGCAUUCGUGUUUCUAAAAUAUUACCAUGCUGUCUUUAUUAUAGACCUGCUAGGUUUUAUUUGAAAUCAGACAGCAGAUGUGCUUUAAAAUCAUCUAACCAUGACUGGGAGGAAAAGUCUGGUUUUGAAGAGCAAGAUUGUGUCACAUUCCCUUUUUAUCCCUUCACGGCUCAGACUGAGCAGAAAUGAAAGCUGUUUCGGGUAGAAGCUGCAGAUCGUUGUGUGAGAGAGAGAGAAAAAAAAAGAACUGAAGGAAAUCUUGUUUUAUAACUAGAAGUUUUACCUCAGGUGUACGCAAUAUACUCCACAAUGGAUAGUAUUUAUUGAUGAAAGCCAAGGGGACAGGCUAUGAAAUAAAAGCUAAGCACAACCCACAAUUUUAUAUCAGCUUCGGGUCAUUUCGACCAUUUGCAAAUUCAUACCUCCAUUUUGUACCCUUAAAAAGACAUUUUCUCUUUCUUUUUUUUUUGUACCUAUGUAUGUGGGAUUUUUUUCUGAUCCCAGUUUGAAUCAGUCCACUAAUGAAGUUACGCUGACAAAGAUGACUAAUCAAACCAGAACAACUUAAACUUUUUAAUUUAAUCAUGAAAAGAAAAAAUUCUGACUUGGACUCGUCUGUUGAGUCCCUAAAUAUCUUUAUGAACUAAAAUCAGGAGUCAAAGCGAAGUUGUCUGGAAGCAAACUGCCGCUGUGAUAUGGUCAACAUUCAUGCUCCUGUCAAAGGGAGCGCUUGAUUCGUCCACCAGUUACCUUCAGAGCUUUAACCUAGAGUUGGUAGCUUCCUGCAAACAACAUAGAUAUUUUCUAGCUGAAGUCUGUAUUAUUUUAUUUUGGAUAAUUUUAGUGGUGAAUUAGCCAAACCGCCUAGCCUAGCCUAGCCUAGCCUAAAAAUGGAACCUUAUUAUAUCGUUAGAUUGUUAUAAGGACCUUUUUCUGCUUAACAAAAUAAAAGCUCUCCCUGUUAUUUUCAGACAUUCAACAUAAUUUUCCAAGUCUAACAGAACAUUGAAUCAUGCCAGAAAUCUUUAGUACAGUCCUUUUUGUUUGCUGAUGUUUAAAGGCUCAACACUUGUUCAUUUGCAGAACUAAGUGUGGAGAGCUGUUGUUCAGAUUAAGAACCAGACACCAAAUCACACCAGUGAUCCCUAAAGACGCCUAAUUAGGGACAGGGAGAGCAUUUUUUUUUAUUUAUAAAACCUCACUUAAUUACUGACUUAAAAUGAAUUCAAGCUGAUUUAAACCACUGGUAUUGGAGAGAAGUAGCUCAGGUCCAAAUCCUGCUUCCCAUGUCGCAGCAUUCAGCCUAAAAAUGCUGAGCAGCAGCAGACAUGGAGAGGAUUAAGAAGGCGGGUAUCACACCAGAUGGACUCUAAUGGGAUUUCCAGAACAACUUGUUGACAAUGAUGCAAACUUUUUUUUUAUUUUUUAUUCUUAAGAUUAGCCUUGAUUGCUUUCAGGUUGAGAAUCUUAUUAUUAUUAUGAUUAAUUUAGAAAGAGUUAAACCAAACCUUCAUUUUUUUAGCGGCAACUCUUGUAAGAUACAAUAAAUAGAAUUAAAAUAUGUUCACAGCUUUGCAGAAAUAUUGAAAAAAGUAGAAAUUCUGUUUUUUAUUGACUGACGUUAACCAAAAAAACUGUGACUUUAAUCACAAGGUAUCUGUAAAUAUUUUUAGUGUACCUUUAAAUGCCAUUUACUCACGAUCCUGCUAUGUUGUAAUUUAUGGAUUGGAACAUGUUUACUGUUAAGUCUUAAGAAGGUUUACAAUUAAUGUCUACACAAUCUCAAAAAAGUGAAGUUUUCUUUUGACAAAGAUUAAAUAAAACCUCAGAAAUUGAAAAAGAACAGGUUUUUAUCUAUUUUUUUUAUUGUUUUGUCUAAAUACAAACCAAUAAUCAAUUUUAACAAUUUGACAUUUGAUGGAAGAACCAAAAAUAUAGAUAAAACAAUUAAUAAAAUAAAUUCAAAGGGUUUUAAUUUCAAACAUCAAGAUAUGCAGGGUUAUAUGAAACCUAUCUAAUUCAUAUUGUUUGUAGAGUUAAAGAAACCAGAUAAUUGAAUUAAAAGAAAUUCCUCUCAGAAGAUUCCACAUAAAUCAAAUAUAAUAUUUAAAAACACAUCAGUUUUCAAAGGUACGAAACAUGUUGGUAUGAAUUGAAGCAUGGUCUGUCGAAAUGGCCCAACCUGCAAAAAGCAUCUGGUACAAAACGACCAAAAGUACAAAAUGGCGAAGGGACGAAAUGACCAGCACCCUUCAACAGCUUUUAGAGCCAAAACGCAGCAAAGGUUGAACUUUAUCGCUUUUUCUACGGCUUACAUUUCAGCUUAGACAUUAAAAACUGCUUACGGACAAAAGAA